ACCUGGAGGGCGGAGAGUGCAUGGAAGUAGAAGUGGGUUCGUUACGGGGGGUGACCAAGAAUGGCGCUUGGACACUGGGUGUAUGUUCUUGUGGACGUCGUCUUGCGUGUGCUUGUGGAUGCGCGCAUUGCUCCUCGUCUCGUCGUUGACUGACCCGGUUGCCCCCCGCCCCCCCGAAACAACCACGAAAAACGCCUGCAACACCAGUAUGAACUUCGCCAGCCCCGAGGUACGAAAGGUGCGGCUCACGUACUUCGAUGCGGGGGACAAGGUGCAGGUCCUGAACGCCGUCAUCUACCCGGACCCGUCGCUAGACAUGCCGCUGCUGGGGAUAGAUCUCAUCUCCUUCGGAGGCAAGCACCUGGCGGGGAUCGACUUCCAGCCGCUGUUCGACGAUGACUCUUGUCGUAACCGGUACUCGGAUAAGCUCGCACCCAUCAAGGCGAAGUAUCCGGAGUUCGCCCAGAAGAUGUCGCCGCGCUUCUACGACAGCGCGCGAUUCUUCAGUGAGGAGAUGCUCUUCGGAAGAUACGAAGAUGAGGCCAUUGUGGACGAAAAGCUCUUCCCGGCGUUCGAGGAGUACCUCUCGCUCUACAUCUCCGACCUGCUCAAGGCCGCCGAGGAGGGCGGAAACCCCUCGCCGGAGGCCCGGGCGCGCGUGCUGGACCGCCACCGCGCGUACGACCAGUACAACGCGGAGCGGGACCCGGCGCACGGGCUGUUCCGCACCUACUUCGGCGAGGCGUACAGCGAAAACUUCAUGGACAACUUCCUGUUCGAGCUGAACACCAGACCGGCGGGUGGCUACCCCAAGGGCGCGGCUCGUGGGGGAGGGGGGGGCGCGAACGGUCGGCCAGCGGGAGGAGGCAACCCUCA
Molecule: messenger RNA, 876 nt
Organism: Ectocarpus siliculosus
Lineage: Eukaryota; Phaeophyceae; Ectocarpales; Ectocarpaceae
Source: the annotation of a GenBank genome assembly